AUGCUGAUCUCAAAGCACCCAAUUUUCAAAAACACAAACCUUAACCCCCCCAAACCCUCACCAUUAUCAUUACUCCUUUCCCUCCUUAAACAAUGUCCCUCCACAAAAACCCUCCAACAAAUCCACACCCAAAUGAUAAUCCACUCCAUUCACAAACCAAAUCACCUUCUAUCUCAAUCCAUAAACCUCAAAGACUUCAACUAUUCCUCCCUCAUUUUCUCCCACAUUACUCCUCACCCAAACGACUAUGCUUUCAACAUCAUGCUCCGUGCCACCACCACCACAUGGAACAAUUACCCUCUUACUCUUAAUCUUUACCACCAAAUGAAAAACUUAAACCUUACUCCUAAUAACUUCACUUUCCCUUUUGUUUUUCUCGCUUGUGCGAAUCUCGGAGCCAUCCGUGAAGCCCGAUCGGCUCAUUCAUUAGUGAUUAAACUUGGGCUGGAUACGGACCUGCAUACGGCUCACUCGUUGAUCACGGUGUAUUUUAGGUGUGGGGAAUUUGGGUUCGCACGUCAGGUGUUUGAUGAAAUAUCUCACAAGGAUUUGGUGUCGUGGAAUUCGUUGAUUUCUGGGUAUUCGAAGAUGGGUCGUGCGAGGGAAGCUGUUGAGGUGUUUGGACGGUUGAGGGAGGAAUCUGGGUUUGAGCCGGAUGAGAUGAGUUUGGUUAGUGUUCUUGGGGCUUGUGGUGAAUUGGGGGAUUUGGAAUUGGGGAGGUGGGUGGAAGGGUUUGUUGUUGAAUGUGGCAUGAAGGUUAAUUCGUAUAUUGGUUCUGCUUUGAUUAGUAUGUAUGCUAAAUGUGGUGAUUUGGUGUCAGCUAGAAGGAUCUUUGAUGGUAUGCCAAUCAGAGAUGUUAUCACGUGGAAUGCAGUUAUAUCAGGAUAUGCUCAAAAUGGAAUGGCAGAUGAAGCAAUCUCUUUCUUUCAUUGUAUGAAGGAGAGUGGUGUUAAUCUAAAUAAAGUUACCCUGACUGCAGUGCUGUCUGCGUGUGCCGGUAUUGGGGCUCUAGAUUUAGGGAAACACAUCGAUGAAUAUGCAACGCAAAGAGGAUUUCAACAUGAUAUAUUUGUAGCAACUGCAUUGGUCGAUAUGUAUGCUAAGUGUGGAAGUUUGGAGAGUGCACAGAGAGUUUUCAACGACAUGCCCCGAAAAAAUGAUGCUUCUUGGAAUGCAAUGAUUGCUGCUCUUGCUUCUCAUGGUAAAGCCAAGGAAGCUCUAUCACUUUUCCGGCGCAUGUCAGAUGAGGGUGAUGGUGCCCGCCCCAAUGAUAUAACAUUUGUAGCGUUGCUUUCUGCUUGUGUUCAUGCAGGCUUGGUUGAUGAAGGACAUAGGUUGUUUGAUAUGAUGAGUACAUUGUUCGGAUUGGUACCAAAAGUCGAGCACUACUCUUGUAUGGUUGAUCUUUUGGCACGUGCCGGUCAUUUAUACGAAGCUUGGGAUCUCAUUGAGAAAAUGCCAGAAAAACCAGAUAAGAUUACAUUAGGUGCCUUACACGGUGCCUGUCGAAGAAAGAAAAAUGUAGAUAUUGCGGAACAAGUUAUGCAUAUGCUUCUGGAGUUGGAUCCUUCAAAUUCUGGAAACUAUAUCAUCUCGUCAAAAAUAUAUGCAAAUUCAAACAUGUGGGAUGAAUCAGCAAGGAUGAGAGCAUUGAUGAAAGAGAAAGGUGUCACUAAAACACCUGGUUGUAGCUGGAUUGAAAUUGAUAAACAAUUGCGUGAAUUUCGUGCUGGUGACAACUUAUGCCUCGACUCUAUAGACAUAUGUAACAUAAUUGAUUUGCUCUAUGAAGAGCUCAGAAAGGAAGGUUAUGUCCCAAAUAUUGUUGAAUAA
This is a messenger RNA of Lathyrus sativus (Indian pea), 1833 nucleotides long. The record is from the annotation of a GenBank genome assembly. Lineage: Eukaryota; Viridiplantae; Streptophyta; Magnoliopsida; Fabales; Fabaceae.